AUGUUCAACCGAACUACUGUGACCGAGUUCCUUCUCCUGGCGUUUUCUGAUGUUAGGGAGCUGCAAAGUUUGCACUUUGUGGUGUUUCUAAUGAUUUACCUGGCAGGCCUGCUGGGGAAUCUUCUCAUCAUCAUAGCCAAAGCCUUUGACCACGACCUUCACACUCCUUUGUACUUCUUCCUGGUCAAUCAGGCCAUCCUAGACCUCGGCUCCAUCUCUGUCACCAUCCCCAAACCCAUGGUCAAUUCCCUCAUGAACACUAGGGUGAUUUCUUAUUCUGGAUGUGUCACCCAAGUCUUUCUCUUCAUGUUCCUUGGUUCAGCUGAUCUCGGCGUCCUGACUAUCAUGGCAUAUGAUCGAUAUGUCGCCAUCUGCCAACCACUACAAUACGAGAGAGUGAUGAACAGGAGAGUUUGUAUACAAAUGGCAGCCAGUGCCUGGAUCAGUGGUAUUCUUUACUCUGCUCUGCACACUGGGAACACAUUUGUAAUAUCCUUCUGUGGAGGUAACAGAGUGGAUCAGUUCUUCUGCCACAUCCCCCAGCUACUCAAGCUCGCCUGCUCUGAUACAGACCUCAAUGAAAGUGGUGUUAUUGCCUUUAGUGCAUGUUUAGUCUUAAGCUGCUUUGUUUUAAUAAUUGUGUCAUAUGUUCAGAUCUUCAAAACUGUGCUGAGAAUCCCCUCUGAGCAGGGCCGGCAUAAAGCCUUCUCCACCUGCCUGCCUCACAUUACAGUUGUCUCUUUGUUUAUUUUUUCUGGCAUCUUUGCCUACCUGAAAUCCAACUCCAGUUCAACAUCACGUCUGGAUCUUGUGGUGGAUGUUUUCUAUUCUGUGGUGCCUCCAGUGAUGAAUCCGAUCAUCUACAGCAUGAGGAACAAGGAGAUCAAAGCUGCCCUGAGGAAAUUGAUUAGACAGAGGUUAUUCAUGAUCAAUAAAAUGUUCAUCUUUCUCCUUUGAUUUUAAUUUCCUUCUGUGCUUCCAGGGGUGCUGGAACAAUUUUUAUAGUGGGGGUGCUAAGAGUCAUUGAACCAAACUUUAUAAACCCUGCAUAUAAUAGAAACUAUUUCAAGCCAAGGGGUGCUGCAGCACCCCUCACACCCUUAGUUCCACCACCCCUGUUUGUUUCUUUACAAAUAAAUCAACUGAUGACAUUUUUGUCUCCAUGAGCACAUGAUUUGCCAUCUCUUUAUACACAAAGGGGAAUUUGCAUGGGGAAAAAUGAAAACACCACUCGAGUCAGUGGAGCUACCAUAAAUUUAUACCAGUGUGAAUAAUAUCAGCAUCUAUUUGUCUGUCUGUCUGUUUAUCUAUCACAGGAUUGUAUACUGCCACCCAUCAUCAUGCUAUCUGAGCACCUUCUAUAUAAAAUCGGCAGCCAUAUCAAAGUCCUUAGUGGACUUCAUGGAGUCCCUGACUCUUCUUUUUGGGGGUACAAAAUUGGAUUGCAGUAUCAGUGCAAUAGCUGUUGGUUUUUUGCUUCUGACUCUGAUUUUUAGUUUAUAUUUUUUUUACCUAAUCGGUAGGUGGGUUUAUUUCUUUCAUUGUUCCAUUGUUUUUAAGGUGGGACUGACUGGGAAGAUGGUAAGUGUUCAUUGAGACAGCCUUGUCAAUGGUUUGUUACCUAUUGGGGGUGCCCCUACUUCACCUCUUGAUGGGGUUUUCUGCGCGAGCUGCAAAUUUUCUUUCUACAACGAUAAAGGUGUGACAAGUGUCUGCAUGGUUGAGUUCCUAUUGAAAUAAUUACAUGAAUACAGCUGGGGUAUUACUGUGUUAUUAAUGAUGUGUUAGGGAACCAAGAGCCUUAGGUAGACAUCUUUUUAAUUAUUGUAACUUAAAUAAAUAAAUCCAUGCUGUGUCAUC
Messenger RNA from Mauremys reevesii (Reeves's turtle), 1860 nucleotides. Its product is annotated as olfactory receptor 14A16-like. Gene Ontology annotation, biological process: G protein-coupled receptor signaling pathway. The coding region runs from base 1 to 957 and encodes 318 amino acids. Gene Ontology annotation, molecular function: olfactory receptor activity; G protein-coupled receptor activity. The record is from RefSeq and is a predicted model, not a curated record. Gene Ontology annotation, cellular component: membrane. The transcript has a single exon. Lineage: Eukaryota; Metazoa; Chordata; Testudines; Geoemydidae.